Messenger RNA from Mustela erminea (ermine), 4742 nucleotides. It is a transcript of the gene ARHGEF2, whose product is annotated as Rho/Rac guanine nucleotide exchange factor 2. Lineage: Eukaryota; Metazoa; Chordata; Mammalia; Carnivora; Mustelidae. Gene Ontology annotation, cellular component: ruffle membrane; cytoskeleton. The coding region runs from base 173 to 4033 and encodes 1286 amino acids. Gene Ontology annotation, biological process: cell morphogenesis; positive regulation of neuron differentiation; actin filament organization. The transcript has 27 exons. Gene Ontology annotation, molecular function: guanyl-nucleotide exchange factor activity; microtubule binding. The record is from RefSeq and is a predicted model, not a curated record.
CACAGAGGGCGGAGGCCGGGAAUGAGUGACGCAGGCGCUGGGCAAAGGUGGGUCUCCCCGCAGAGGCCAGACUCCAGCUGGUCGGAGUCCGAGGAAGAAGGGUGGGCGUUCAGGACCAGAGCCUCUGUCUCCCACGGACCGUCUGCAGCAGACUGGCCCGUGGGUGCCUCCCAUGAACGGAGACGCCCCAGAAGUGUUCCUCGCAGGCGGAGACCUGGUGUCCCAAGGCUACACUCGCCGCUGCCUAUCCGCAGUCGAGUCCGGAGAGCAGCUGGAGGAAGACGAGGAGGAAGACGAGGAGGAGGAGGAGGAGGAGGAGGAGGAGGGAAAAACAGAGAAGCGAGAUGGCUUCCACGCUGUACCCCUCCGGAGGUCAGGGGCCUUCCGUGCCCAUGGCCACAACCACAGCCCGUUCAAAAGACACAGCUGGGGGCCAGGCAGGGAGCACGAGGAUCCACUGAGCAGGCACGAACUGCAGGCACCGGGAUGCACAGGCGCCAGGGAGGCCGCCUUGCUGCAGAGCCGAGAGGAGCUGGACAGCUUUCUGGGGCCGCAGAGCCAAGGCAGUCAGCCCGGCCGCGCGGGUCAGAAUUGCUGUCAUCCGUCUGCCGGCGCUUUGGACCACUCGGCCCCUGGCGUGCUCUCCAAGUCUGUAUCCAUGAGUGGCAUCAGUAGCCUCUUGGGGUGCUCCGAUCCGGCUGGGACCUUAUGCCAGUCCUCCACCACUGCCCUCAGCCAAAGCUGUAGCCAACUGGAACGGGGCUCUGGAAGCUGGACAGGCUCCCCUCUGCAGCGCACCCUCAGCUUCCUCCUGGGCAUGACCGGAAAGGCCAAGGCCCGGGAGAAGGAGAAGAUGAAGGAAGCCAAGGACGCCCGCUACACCAAUGGGCAUCUCUUCACCACCAUCUCGGUCUCGGGCAUGACCAUGUGCUCUGCCUGUAACAAGAGCAUCACGGCCAAGGAGGCCCUCAUCUGCCCCACCUGCAAUGUGACUAUCCACAACCGCUGUAAAGACACGCUCGCCAACUGCACCAAGGUCAAACAGAAGCAACAGAAAGCCGCCCUGUUGAAGAACAACACUGCCUUGCAGUCUGUCUCCCUUCGCAGUAAGACUACCCCCCGGGAGCGGCCAAGUUCUGCCAUUUACCCCUCGGACAGCUUCCGGCAAUCCCUGCUUGGUUCCCGCCGCGGCCGCUCCUCCUUGUCGCUGGCCAAGAGUGUCUCUACCACCAACAUCGCUGGACACUUCAACGAAGAGUCCCCCCUGGGGCUGCGGCGCAUCCUGUCCCAGUCCACGGACUCCCUCAACAUGCGGAACCGGACCCUGUCCGUGGAGUCCCUCAUUGACGAAGGUGCAGAGGUGAUCUACAGCGAGCUGAUGAGUGACUUUGAGACGGACGAGAGGGACUUCGCAGCCGACUCGUGGAGCUUGGCCGUGGACAGCGGCUUCCUGCAACAGCAGAAGAAGGAGGUGAUGAAGCAGCAGGACGUCAUCUAUGAGCUCAUCCAGACGGAGCUGCACCACGUGCGGACGCUGAAGAUCAUGACACGGCUGUUCCGCGCGGGCAUGCUGGAGGAGCUGCAGCUCGAGCCCGGCGUGGUGCAGGGGCUGUUCCCCUGCGUGGACGAGCUCAGCGACAUCCACACGCGCUUCCUCAGCCAGUUGCUGGAACGCCGCCGCCAGUCCCUGUGCCCCGGCAGCACCCGCAACUUCGUCAUCCACCGCUUGGGUGACCUGCUCAUCAACCAGUUCUCAGGUCCCAGCGCCGAGCAGAUGCGGAAGACCUACUCGGAGUUCUGCAGCCGCCACACCAAGGCCUUAAAGCUCUACAAGGAGCUGUGCGCGCGCGACAAGCGGUUCCAGCAGUUCAUCCGGAAGGUGACGCGGUCCGCGGUGCUGAAGCGGCAUGGGGUGCAGGAGUGCAUCCUGCUGGUGACCCAGCGCGUCACCAAGUACCCGGUGCUCAUCAGCCGCAUCCUGCAGCACUCCCACGGGCCCGAGGAGGAACGCCAGGACCUGACCACGGCCCUGGGGCUGGUGAAGGAGCUGCUGUCCAACGUGGACCAGGAUGUGCACGAGCUGGAGAAGGGGGCCCGCCUGCAGGAGAUCUACCACCGCAUGGACCCGCGGGCGCAGGCCCCGGUGCCUGGCAAGGGCCCGUUCGGCCGGGAGGAGCUCCUGCGACGCAGGCUCAUCCACGACGGCUGCCUCCUGUGGAAGACGGCGACCGGCCGCUUCAAAGACGUCCUGAUGCUGCUGAUGACGGACGUGCUGCUGUUCCUGCAGGAGAAGGACCAGAAGUACAUUUUUCCCGCCCUGGACAAGCCCUCCGUGGUAUCGCUGCAGAAUCUGAUAGUGCGGGACAUCGCCAACCAGGAGAAAGGGAUGUUCCUGAUCAGCGCCGCGCCCCCUGAGAUGUACGAGGUCCACACGGCGUCCCGGGAUGACCGGAGCACCUGGAUCCGCGUCAUUCAGCAGAGCGUGCGCGUGUGCCCAUCCAGAGAGGACUUCCCCCUGAUAGAGACAGAGCACGAGGCUUACCUGCGCCGAAUCAAGAUGGAGCUUCAACAGAAAGACCAGGCCUUGGUUGAGCUGCUGCAGGAGAAGGUCGGGCUGUUUGCCGAGAUGACCCAUUUCCAGGUGGACGAGGAUGGUGGCGGCUUGACCCUGCCUGCCCUACCCAGGGGCCUUUUCCGCUCCGAGUCCCUGGAGUGCCCCCGCGGAGAGCGGCUGCUGCAGGAUGCCAUCCGGGAGGUGGAGGGUCUGAAAGACCUCCUGGUGGGGCCCGGAGUGGAGCUGCUCCUGACAGCCCGGGAACCAGCCUUGCCCGGGGACCUCGACAGCGGCGGUAGCACGAGUCCUGGGGUCACUGCCAAUGGUGAGGCCGGAACCUUCAACGGCUCCACUGAGCUCUGCGGAACCGACUCGGACUCCGGCCGGAAGGUGGGCCUCCCGCAGGACCGGAACGGAAAUCAGCUGAGAGCCCCCCAGGAGCUCUCCCAUCCCGAGGCUUGGGCCCUGUCCCCACCCUCUCCUCUGUCCUCAGGAAGCGCUGCAGCGACUGGUCAAUCUCUAUGGGCUUCUGCACGGCCUCCAGGCGGCCGUGGCGCAGCAGGACACGCUGAUGGAGGCGCGGUUCCCCGAGGGCCCCGAGCGGCGGGAGAAGCUGGCGCGCGCCAACUCCCGGGACGGGGAGGCCGGCCGAGCCGCGCCCGCGCCGCCCGCGCCCGACAAGCAGGCCACCGAGCUGGCGCUCCUGCAGCGACAACACGCGCUGCUGCAGGAGGAGCUGCGGCGCUGCCGGCGGCUGGGCGAGGAGCGCGCCACCGAGGCGGGCAGCCUGGAGGCGCGGCUCCGCGAGAGCGAGCAGGCGCGCGCGCGGCUGGAGCGCGAGGCCGAGGAGGCCCGCAGGCAGCUGGCCGCGCUGGGCCACAGCGAGCCGCCCUCCGCCGAGGCCCCCUGGGCGCGCAGACCCCUGGACCCGCGGCGCCGCAGCCUCCCCGCGGGCGACGCCCUGUACCUGAGCUUCACGCCCCCGCAGGACCGAGAGAGGCAGGACCUGGGCAGCCCCGAGGAGCGGCUGCAGGACAGCAGCGACCCGGACACGGGCAGCGAGGAGGAGGGGGGCUGCCGCCUGUCCCCGCCCCACAGUCCGCGAGACUUCACCCGAAUGCAGGACAUCCCAGAAGAGAUCGAGAGUCGCGACGGGGAGCCUGUGGCUUCAGAGAGCUAAGGGGCCCCUCCCUCCGUCCUGUGCCCCCAGGAAGAACACACCAGGGGAGGCAAACUCUGGAGCCUCCAGUGUGGUCGGCAAGGGAACAUUCGAAAGAACUGCCGACUGCCCCUGCCGGCUCUGGGGCUCCUCCGACCCCUGGGGCCGCUGGGAAGCUGGGGGGAAAUGGGCCACAGCACCUCCUGCUGGUAUCCAGGAGCUACACCAUGGAUGCCAGCUUUUCAUGCCUUCUUCCCUCUACUUUAGGAAAAUUUAUUUAUUUAUUGUUUAUUAGUUACACGGGGAGUGGGGAGAUUUAGAGGACCAGGGACACGGGAACCAAGCCAUAGGGAUGAGGGGGCCUUGUCCUGCAACACUACUGGGGCUUAUUCAAGCUAAACAACGCCCCCCCUCCAGCAACACCUGAGAGGCGGUGCCAAGGACCAGGCCACCCUUCCAGAAGGGCUGUGGGCGGGGCUGUGCUCCCUUUCCCUCCCCUGCUCACUGCUGGGCUCCCUUCUCUCCAUCCAUCCUGGAGACCCCAGGGAGCUAGCCUGGCUCCCCGGAGUCGAGGGCAAGGUGGCGGUGACGGCUCUGUUGGAGGGGGAGGGGAAAGCCCACGGGACCAGAAUGUUCUUUGUUGUUGUUUUCUUUUUUGUACCAAAGCCAACUGCACGUGUUUUGUAUUUUUAAGAGAUGAUUGUAGGCAAUUAGAAAUCACAGCCUUCUAUCUGCGCUUAUCAGAAGAGCUUGCGGGGUGGGGGGGAAUGGCGUCCCCUCACCGGCCGUAAAGGGGGACCUACUCUGACCUCUUCUCCAGCCAUUUCGAAAACAUUUAGGGUGAGUUGGGGAAUCUCUGUGAACCCUGACCUCGUCCGCACCUCAGCAACCGUGACUGAAACCUCAUUGUGAAUUUGGGGGAUUUUCCAGUGGACCCCCAGUGCCCACCAGCCCCCGCCAUUUUCUGCCAAUUUGAUUGUUUAAAAAAGAAAAGAUAAAGCAAGGAAAAUUAAAGACCUGGAACCCCCA